Messenger RNA from Spodoptera litura, 3434 nucleotides. RefSeq names its product double PHD fingers d4 (gene d4). Gene Ontology annotation, cellular component: nBAF complex. Gene Ontology annotation, biological process: nervous system development. Lineage: Eukaryota; Metazoa; Arthropoda; Insecta; Lepidoptera; Noctuidae. The record is from RefSeq and is a predicted model, not a curated record.
CGUCAGUGGACGUCAUCAAAGUAGCGUCUGCUAAUAAAAUGGCGGCGGCCGAGAUUCAGAUAGUGAAUCCUUCAAAUUUAUCAAAAAUUGAAAGUUUUCUCAAUGAUCCGAGUUACAAAGAGAUUAUUGAGAACUCUUCAACCUUCAAUUCGCGACUAUGUGCGGAAAGGAGGAUGCGUAUGCCAUUUAUCGACACACAGACUGGUGUCGCACAGAGCCACUGCAAUUUGUUCAUGACAAGAAGGCAACGCAUGCCCGGCCAGAAAGAAGGACAAGUGUACACAUACCCCGCACAGAGAUGGCGCAAAGCCCGCCGCCAAUAUCUAACAAUGUCAUCUACGCGGUGGGGAUGGACGGGAGCCGCAGAUAAUCUUGACAAUACUGGAGAAGGAGAGAACAGCUCCGGAGUGCCAGGCGAUGCACUAGCUGGUGAGGACAGUAGAGACGGAUCACAGACUGCUGCUAAGGACGAUCCUAAGGAAUGGUUCUACGAUGAACUAGCAAUGGAAGAAAUGGAAACCGGUGAGGAACCGGAGGCUGAAUCGGAUGAGGACUACUAUGAUGACACAUACGCGAACAGGCGCAAGAGACGUGGUGGGGCUACACCCACGGGUCCUGGUUCUCGGGGUGGACGCACGAGGAAGUCACAACCUGAUGACACACCCGCCAAACGGGGGAGAGCUGGUCGCGGGCGAGGCAAGCGCGCACAAGGUACUCUUCCCUACGAGGUGCCCGGCGACAGUGAAAAACCCUACGGCUGUGAACUUUGCGGGGCCAAAUACAAGACGCGGCCUGGUUUGACGUACCACUUCACUCACACGCACAAGGAGCCGGCGGGAGGGUCAGGCGGGGCUGGUGCCAGUGACGGGGACUCUAGAGACUCCAGGCCUGGGGCCCAUACUCCCCCCGCCCACCAAGUGCCCCCCCUCCAACCCGCGACAGAGUACCAAGACAGCUACGUCACCUUCCUCAAUAACCCUGCUGUGGGCACUGCGGGUGUCCCAACGCCACCAGUACGCCGUGCGUCUCCUCCGCCUCGACCAGCGUCAGCUGACACUUCAAGUUCGGACUCAGCGCAUGUUCCACUGUCUGCGGCCCUGCAUAGUGCUACACCAGCAUCAGCACCUUCGGCAUCUGCUGCAUCAGAGGCUAAGGAGUCCGGAGAGGGUAAAAAGGAUGUGACACCAUCACCAUACUGCGACUUCUGUCUCGGUGACGAUAAUGAAAACAAGAAGACGGGCACUCCUGAAAAGUUAGUCAGCUGCGCCGACUGCGGCAGAUCAGGUAAGAGGCGCGGCCGACCUCCGCGCAACGGUCUCCCAAAACCUUCGUGCUAUCAUCUUGAAAACCGCGUCUGUGAACGUCAUCGGUACCUUCGAGACAGUAUCAAGCUCAAUGGCGUAGUAGAAAUACAUAGUUCCAUGUCCUACUCAGCGGAUGAUUUUGACAACUUCGCUACCCAAACUAAACUUCUCCAUGACGACUACGGUCAGUACCCUGUCUCUCCCCCUUCCCGUCAAAGCCCAACCUACGAAUGUGAUCUCUACGUCACCGGUUCGAAUAAUAUCUAAAACUCUAGUAUUAUUUGUGUGUUUGUCUGUAAAAAGUUCACUGUCAGUGCUCUUUUUGUCGGUCCUACCAAAGAGAAUGUUUGAUUUGAUGGCUAGUUUUAAUUAUUACAUUCCACGUCUCAUACUCUUUUUCGAAUGAAAAGACCUUUGAUGCAUAUUUUAGUAGUUAUAAUCGUGUUAGAAUAGUGACAUCACAAUAUAAAUGUCAAAAUCUUUGUCUAAUGUAAACAUUUAUAAAUCAUAUCCGAACAUAAUUAAUGAUGAUAUCCAUAUGAUAAUUCUAUGUCACAUAUCAUUGUGAAUUUUUAAUCUGUGUGUCAGUGUUGCACUAUGUGAUCUUGGUGUUGCCAUUUUAAUAAAACAACACUUGUGACGAUGGAUGCCAAAUGAUGAGAUAUUUUAAAUUGUUGUCUGUUGUAAUGUUUAUACCUUAAUCGUUUUUUAUUAUUUUUAGUGAGUACAAGUGCCUUAUCAAAAUUACAUGAUUUCGUAUGUGAUCACGCUAGACCGUAGUGUUGCCAGUCGCGUUGUUUUAUAUUAUUAAUAUGUUUUUUAAAGAACAUUCAAAGCUUAUCUAUGGGUAUUUUUUUAUAUUUUGAAUAGUACUUUUAGUAACUACACAAUAUAUAUUACUCCAAUAAAGAGCAGUAACACAACACAGUCGUUACCUGGCAACACUAAGGACAGUAUAAUUUAGUCAUAGCUUCGCUUGAUGCCAAAUAAUGUUGCCACUCAGAGGUCCAUCUGUAGUGGCAAAAAUCGUUCAGAUGUCCUAGCUUUCUAGUCACGCUGCAACAUAGUCACCGCACGCGACACUCCGUGCCCAAUAUAUCUUGAAAUGUGACGUCACAUACGUCAGUUUGACAUCUAAUGUCAUGUGUCAAAAUAGAGUAUAGUUUUCAUAUUAGCCGAGUUGACCUCUAGGCUUUUGAGUCUCAGUCAUACAGUUCAGGAUAAUAUUGGUUACAGAAAUAUAGUUACCCGACUACGCAAGUAUACUUAGCAAUAAUGUUUUUAUGAAAGCAUUUUAAACUCUACACCUCAUUAUUCAUAUAAAACCUGAAUAGUUUUGUUUCUAUCAGGAGGUGGAUGUAUUCCGUUAUGAAACUUAUUAAAUGCAUGUUUUUACGUAGACAUAUCUAUGUAUUAACCCUAGAGUGGGCGCGCUAUGAGCAUUGGGUCGCCCGAGCUAAAAAAACGUAGAUAACUUUUAAAACAAUUGCCCGAUAGUCUUGCACUUUUUUAUCCUUGCUUCUAGUCUCGUUAGCAAUGCGUGCCGAAAGAUUUGACACUAAGUGCGAUAGGGACCGGUUAAGAAGAUGGUUGUUACCAGGGUUUCGCAGGGCGGCAAAAUGCUUACGCGUGGUAAGCUUUUUUUUAAUCACCCACAGACGUUUCGCAAAAAGGGGCGCCCACUCUAGGGCUAAGAUUGCCAACAAACUGUUUUAAGGUCAUAUUUAAACUAAGACAUUGUUAUUAGUCAAAAGUGGGUUUUAAUACUAAAUUUAGUGACUAUUCUAAAGCGUAGGCGGGUUAUAAACAAUAGCUUAUUAUAAAUAUUACAUAGGAGCUUUUACGUGCCUUUUUGAACACCCAUUUUUUUUAUCGUAACCCAAAGAUUUUGAAAGUAAUUUUAGUUUAAAAGAAGACUAACUUCAUGUUGUUAAUGUGUUUUAGCCUUACCUUACGUCAUCGUUGACACUUUUUCAAAUUUAGAAUUUUUAAGCGGCCAGAUUUAUAUGGCUUCCCUUUUUAAAAUUUUCUCAGACCAUAAAGUUAAUUGAUUGAAGUAUCUGCUUUUAUUUAUUUUCUUAAUACACUAAAGUAUGGCAUUGAUGAUAAAAUAUCAUUCCUAUAGCUAUA